Adineta ricciae is the source of this 2616-nucleotide messenger RNA. Lineage: Eukaryota; Metazoa; Rotifera; Eurotatoria; Adinetida; Adinetidae. The record is from the annotation of a GenBank genome assembly.
AUGAAAAAUACUAACAUUAAUAACAACUCAAACACAAAUUUAAAUAAAAACCCAGGUCCUAAUCAACCACGCAGUACAUUUACACCAAACGAAGAUGCAGAACGAAAUCAGGGUAACUUAACUUCUUCAAACACGGAGCUGUAUGAACCAAAUGCACGAAAAAUACAUAUAACUGACCAAACCCUUCACUACGCAAUCGAACAACAUCUUCCACCCAUUAAGGUGAUCUGUGAACCAAAAAUAAAACAUGAAAACGAAGCCAAAAGUCUUCUCAAAGAACUCCUUUCGAAAAUUAACCAGAAAUUUAUCGAACUGAAUCCAAAAUAUUCUCAACCAGUGGCCUUCGACUAUUGGUACAUUGACCGCGACGGAAAUCUAUCGUGUUUCACAAAGAAAAUCGAAUUAUUCGUCUUUCUCUGUGAUGGAUCAAACUAUCCAAACAGAAUUUCAAACACGUGUGUCCAUCCGGUACCACCAAAACGUCUACCACCGCAAUGCUCAGUCAUACUCAAAUUCGUGCCAAACAAUAUUACAACUGAAGAGUUGGAAGAAGAAGUAAAAUCGAAACUUCGAUCGGUUUUCAAAAUUGAUGAAAUGCGCGGUACACGGGCAAACAAAAGCCGUCACAUACGGCUAGACUUAACAGACCACAACGAAUACACUCAACUACUCGACGGCGAGGCACUAGCAAUAGCCGGUCAACUUAUCGAAGUUGCUGAAUUCUUAGCACCACCCAGAUUGCUGAUCUGCUCUAAAUGUAACACACCCGGCCAUAUAAAGAAGAACUGUAUGCUAAACUACGAAAGAUGCAGAAGAUGCGGAGGCGACCGAAAGCAAGGUGAACAUAUAGCAUGUACUCUUCAAUGUCAUCACUGCAAGGGUGAACAUGAAGCAACAUCAUUCCAAUGUCCAAAUAUAAACGAAUUUCGCUGUCAAUUGAUUGAACAACUAAAAGAACGACCUGAUCUUCUACCUUACAACGUACAACUAUUUAUACCUACAGAACUUAGAAACAAAAAUCAAAGAAACAACCAUAUACUAACAAACAAUACAUCAAACACACAAACGCAAAGACAACAACAGCAAAACGAACGGAACUACUUAUACCAAGAAAAUGAAUGGCCACAACUUGAAGGCGGAAUGAGCAACAUGUAUCCAUCAUCGAUGAAAUGGUCUUCCCCACAUACAGAUUCUAGCGCUCUAUGGAAUGAAAUGCGUAAAACACAAAACCAGCUUGACACUCUGAAGAAAAAGUACGAACAACAAGAGCAGACCUUCACAAUGAAACUCAAGGAACAACAAUUGAAGCUAGGUUCAAUUCUCUCACUGAUAUCGGUGCAAGUCCAACAACAGCACGAAAGUUUAAACUCGUUAUUUGCAAUUAUCAAAGAAGUUGUCCCAAUGGUAACCAACGCACUAACUAUUUGCCAACAACUUGCCGCAAAAACCACGCAGUCCGCAUCAGAUCCAAUCCAAAAAAACAACAUCGAACUUCUAGGACAGCAAGUGCACUCAUCAAUCGAAUACAUCAACAACCAACACGAACUUAUCACACAGAAACAAUUGGAAUUAUUAAACUAUUUCGAGAAGAACACACAGAUGAUGAAACGCGGCAUCGAACUUCUAUCAUCAGAUGUAUGUAAUUCAUUUUCUGUCUCUCCUACUGAAAAACGUAUACUGACGCAAAUGAUCAGCGAAUGGAAUGCUCGAACAUGUGUAUCCGACCUAUGCACGAAAUGGCGCAAGGAACGCCCCGCUGCUUCUAAUGAUUCCGGUCUACUAAUCCUCCUAUACAAUGUGGAGGGAUUAAAUACACACAUACCAGACGUUGACAUACUUUUAAACGAGCACAAGCCUAAUAUAUGUAUCCUCACCGGAGUUGGUGCCGCAACGAGAAAGCUUCCCGAGUUCAAUGGCUAUACGGGAAUAUCGCAAAUCGGAACGAACUCCUUUGGUGGAGUCGCGAUAUUACACGACAAUUCACUAAGAUGCAAAUUAGUCGACAAAGAACUCAAUUUUCUUGCAAUAGAAGUUGAAACAGCUUCUGAACCGAUCACUAUCGCAGCAAUAUACGUCCCUCCGGGAUCGCUACCACCAUUCGAUAUCUUCAACAAAUACAAAAACAAAGAAUUCUUUAUCUUUGGCGACUUCAACGCCAAACACACUACGUGGAGCUGCAAAGAGAACAAUACAAGCGGAACUCACCUAUUCAAUUGGUUAGAGGAAACUGGGAACGAGAUGAUCAAGCCAGAAAAAGCAACCUCACGUCGUUCAGAUGCUAUUAUCGACUUCGGAGUUACGCAAGACGCUACUGGUUGGAACUCAGAAGUGCUACACGACGGUACAUCUGAUCACUGGCCAGUCCUCUUUCAAGCACCUAUUAUGAUCGAUAAAAAUGCUUUUUUCCGUCAAACAAAUUGGAACUUAUUUACCUUCUUUCUAUCUGCUACGUUCGAAUAUUGGAACGCGCUCGUUUAUAACUUCAAUGCAGAGGAGUUUUUCACACUUUUUUCACUAUUUCUUCAAGCGCUAUACGACCGAUGUAGCAUAUUCAAAACAAUUGACAAAUACAGGACGCCGUGGCCUCCUNUGUUCGAUUAUUAUUUCCCUCUUUGA